AUGGCUUCGAUUUGUCGGAAAGGGCUCGCCGGAUUUUCUACCUAUUUGAUUUUUGGAAAAUGGAAGGCGGGAUCUUCUCCUUCUUCUGUUCAUGAACUUUGCAGUCGGUUUAGGGUUUAUCCAAUUGGAGCCGCUCGCCGGAUGAGCACGGUGGCCGACACCGUGAUUUCAGAUCCCACAGACCAAAAGAUUGUAUCUUUAGCAUCUCCUUGGUUGAUGCUGCCUCCCGUAUUUGAAUGCGGCUCCAACGCCGCCCCAACCACGCGUUACAAGUUCUGCAGCCUCUUGGAAGACAGAGUGGUGUCUACAGCCGCAAAAAAUGCUUUCAUGGGAGACCUCAUGGAUAUUGUGGGCUCUUCUCACGGUUGGCUUUCCCUGCUCAACCCCAACACCCUAGACAUGUUCCUCUAUAACCCCUUCUCCGGCUGCUACGUAAAGCUUCCCCCAUUGCACAACCUACCGGCUGCCUCCCGCUACAGCCCGAUGUGUGUGGAUAAGGUAAUCCUAUCAUGCUCCCCGGAUGAUGAUGAACAAAAUUGCCGUGUCAUCAUGAUUUACAAUUGCCCAGCUGCUAUGGCCUACUGCUGCCCUGGGUCCAGCAAGGAGUGGACCUGUAUUGUGGAUGGGGAGACAAGCACCAAUGUCGGUUGGUACAAGAAUUGUGUAUAUUCCAAAGAACAUCAACUCUUGUUUGCCCUCACCAGCUCUUUUGACUUGGUGUCUUGGGACCUUGGGGACCCUCUGUCCCCGAGUCUUGUUGACUGCCGGAAAAUGGAUUUUCCGAAGACCGAGGAGGAAAAGAAGCUGAAGGGUUUCCCGAAGACCGAGGAAGAAAAGAAGCUGUGGCGUCCCACAUACCUGACGUGUGAGACCGUGGAGCAUCUGGUGGCUGCUGGGGAGGAUCUCCUCUUGGUGACUCAGUAUGUGCUGAUGAGCGUGCUCCCCGACGGUUUGUAUAUUGACUCGAACAACGAUCCCACCGGCUCUAUCUACGAACAAUGCUUUCCGUAUGUGACUAUUGAUUUUGAUGUUGAGAGAUAUGAUCCUGCCACUGCGGGUGUUAAGUGUGUGGAGGAUUCGUUUCUUGGUGGGUGGGCUCUGUUUGUUGGCUAUUACAGCGAUGCAGUUGCUUUGCCAGUGGCCCAUUACCCGGAGGGAAUCAAGCCCGGAUCCAUUUACUUCACUGAUGUUAUGGGGGCUUGGAUUGGCGAAGAUCCAUCAGGAGGCCAUGACGUUGGCAUUUUCAAUUAUCAAAACAAGACGGUGUCUCCGUGCUACUAUCCAUGUGAUGCUCAGAGCUUGAAAAAGAGUUGCCCGGCACCUAUGUACUUCCCAAGUCGUGGCUGA
This is a messenger RNA of Striga hermonthica, 1347 nucleotides long. The record is from the annotation of a GenBank genome assembly. Lineage: Eukaryota; Viridiplantae; Streptophyta; Magnoliopsida; Lamiales; Orobanchaceae.